Amyelois transitella is the source of this 607-nucleotide messenger RNA. RefSeq names its product RING-box protein 2 (gene Roc2). Gene Ontology annotation, molecular function: ubiquitin protein ligase activity; zinc ion binding; cullin family protein binding. Gene Ontology annotation, cellular component: Cul5-RING ubiquitin ligase complex; nucleus. The transcript has 2 exons. Gene Ontology annotation, biological process: protein ubiquitination; ubiquitin-dependent protein catabolic process. NCBI's taxonomy places the organism in Eukaryota, Metazoa, Arthropoda, Insecta, Lepidoptera, Pyralidae. The coding region runs from base 97 to 429 and encodes 110 amino acids. The record is from RefSeq and is a predicted model, not a curated record.
CAAUUUGAUUGACCGACUCGAGGUUUUGUUUUGUUUGGUCUUUGGGAUCAAAUCAAAGUCUUUGUAAUUGUGAAUUUCUGAAAACAAAUUGGGAUAAUGUCUGGAGAGGACUGUGACUUGGAUCGUGGUGAAAAUGAUGGACCAAAAUCUGAUAAAAUGUUUACAUUGAAGAAAUGGAACGCUGUCGCUAUGUGGAGCUGGGAUGUCGAAUGUGAUACAUGCGCUAUUUGCAGAGUUCAAGUUAUGGACGCUUGCUUGCGAUGCCAAGGUGAGAGCAAGAAGGAUUCGUACGGCAAGCAAGACUGCGUGGUGGUGUGGGGUGAAUGCAACCACAGCUUCCACUUCUGCUGCAUGUCGCUGUGGGUCAAACAGAACAACCGCUGUCCUCUUUGCCAACAGGAGUGGUCCAUACAGCGCAUGGGUAAAUAAACAUGGUAUGAACGGAUCGGACGGGCGAACGGAUUGUCUGGAUCGAAUAUUUUCUCAUUUUACUGUCAACUUUAUGGAAUAAGUGAGAAAGCACUAUAAACCCAGAAGGAAUUUUCGAUGGGAUUUCAGGAAUGUUUAAUUUUAUUAUUUUGGUUAGUGAAUAUAUAAAUGAAUCUGC